AUGCGUUCCGCUAUUGCCUUCACUCUCUCUACUCUCGCCCUUGCUGUCUCUGCAGCUCCGGCACCUCGAUCCGGAGGCACUGUUCAAGUUCAGUUUGCCAACGAUGCUUCUGGAGCAAACGGCAACGCCUUCAUCCCCCUUGAUGGAUCUGAAGUGAGCCUUGGACAGGCUUACGCCAACACCAAUCUCGCCAAGGAUGGCACUCUCCUCGUCACCAGCCUGCAGUUCACUUCUGAUUUCGCCAAUGUGGACUGUGUCGUAUUGAAGGAUUUCGCCAAAGUAGUUGCCAGCAUUGCUGACCCAGAGCGAGACUUCCAGAAGUUCUCUCAGACGCCUUUGGACUGGGAGACUGGUUUCACUAUCAGCUGCAUCAAGGUCUAA
Messenger RNA from Trichoderma aggressivum f. europaeum, 381 nucleotides. RefSeq lists its product as uncharacterized. The record is from RefSeq and is a predicted model, not a curated record. The coding region runs from base 1 to 381 and encodes 126 amino acids. Lineage: Eukaryota; Fungi; Ascomycota; Sordariomycetes; Hypocreales; Hypocreaceae. The transcript has a single exon.